CAGCACUCACCUCCGCCUACUUUUUGGACAAUGCCCCCUGAUCUCGAACAACUCGUCCUUUCCGGCCAGCUCUUCAACCCCUCCUCCCCAACCCACUCACCACCCCGUACACCCUCGCCCGACCACGGCUGGCACGACGACGAGCUCGACAGCGCCGACGAACCACCAUCUGGCUCGCCAUCCUCCUUUCCUCCCAAUGCCGCCAACCCCGAUGCGGACCCAGGCGUCGGAGUCGGUGUCACCGGCCGCACGGGCGUCAAGGGCGUAAUCCGCGAUCGCGCCGAGUACCAGGACCGGGAGCGCGAGCGGAUACAAGCAGAGGCGGCGGCAAGGAAGGUGCCUCAGGUCGGUGGGAAGACGUAUCUCGAGGAAGAGCGCGAGAAGGCAGCAGCAGGCGAUGAGCGCGCGGAUCCGCUGGCGCUGGGCGGCACGACGCCUGCCAAUGCGGCGCGGUUAGACAAGUGGGGCACGCCGCGAGGGCGGUUUGGGCACCUGCGCGAGGUCGGCAUGCGCGGAUUCGUGGACGCGGUGGAGAAAGAGGCGGGUGUCUGGGUCGCGGUGCAUCUGUAUGAUUCGUCCCUAGACCGCUGCUACGCCCUCGAUGACUCCCUCUCCAAGCUCGCGCGCGCAUACCCCGAUACCAAGUUCCUCCGCGCCAAAGCUGCCGCCCUCGGGUUUGCCUCCACCUCCACCCCCGCACCCAAACGCAGCACAACGACCGUCAUCCGCAAGACCAUACGUGAGGAAGACGAGGAUGACUUUGACGACGACGACGAGAAGCCAUCGGGCGGCGGCUUCCUCGGUCGACAAGAUGAGGAAGACGAGGACGAGUUCUCCGACGAGUACGAUGAGGACUCGGUGGAUACAGAUGUGCUCCCGACGCUACUUGUCUACCGGAACGGCGAGCUUGUGCACAACUGGGUCAGGGUCGAUCUGGAUGCGAGGCAGGAGCGUGGGGGCAUCGAGGACUUGCUGUCAAGACACGAGAUCAUCGGCAUUCGUGGCGGUGGCGGCGCACCGCGCACGAACAUCCAGCGCGACAGCACGGCGGCGCUCGACUAUCGUGUUGAUGAAGAGGAUCUAGUACUGAGCGAGGAAGAGAAGUAGGGUGAUGGAUACGAGAGGGCGAUCUAACGUGCAUAUAUGACGAUACGAACCGAAGAGAUAUACAUUGUACUUACCUUAGCACCAACCGGGAUGGAGUGACAUAGACAUA
Molecule: messenger RNA, 1216 nt
Organism: Schizophyllum commune H4-8
Lineage: Eukaryota; Fungi; Basidiomycota; Agaricomycetes; Agaricales; Schizophyllaceae
Exons: 4
Coding region: 31-1107 (358 amino acids)
Source: RefSeq, a predicted model, not a curated record